Messenger RNA from Rangifer tarandus platyrhynchus (Svalbard reindeer), 294 nucleotides. NCBI's taxonomy places the organism in Eukaryota, Metazoa, Chordata, Mammalia, Artiodactyla, Cervidae. The record is from the annotation of a GenBank genome assembly.
AUGAGGUACUUGCUUGUCCGCCGGCUACUUUAUGCGGUACACCUGCGUGAUGGUCACCUGGGAAAGCCCGGAAGGGUUGUGUGCGGUUCUGUUGUGUUAUGUUAUGUCUGGUGCUACCGCUGCUGUGCUAGCCGCAAGAGAAGAAACGUGUCAGCAGUUCCAACGGCUCCUCGAGCCUUCUUCCAGCCUCUCAGUUCGCGCCUUGCCUGCCUUGGGUUCAGCGAGCAGUGCAGACAGUGGGAUAAGCGACAGUUGGCACUGAGCCGGAUCAGCGAUGCACCUGACUUCACCUGA